AGCAACACGGCAAGUUCCGAAUCCUCAUCUAUGUUUUGUUUGGCAACCAAGUAAGUGUCAAAAGUCAAAGGUCAAAAUUAACAACCAGCCAUUCACAACAUGAGUCACAUGACACUUCAUCUUCCGUCAUGGCUUCAUUCAUUAAAACUGACUAUAUAAUAUAAUAUUACCACUAACUGUAUUUUACUCGAAAGCAAGAAGCAAUAUUCGAGAUUUUUGCUAAGCGCAGCGUGUAUAUAAAGAUAUCGCAUUGACGUUACAAUGUGAUAUCUCAAACAAUCAUUAUCUUAAAUGGAGAUGGACUCAAACGAGACUCAACCAAAGGUGGUUGUUUCAUCACCGGCGAGAAGAAUAUCACUCCGACAAAUGACUCUCUCCGACGUUGACCACUACAUGGUUUGGGCCACAGACGCUAAAGUCGCACAAUUUUGCUCAUGGGAGCCUUGCACGAGCCGAGAAGAAGCCAUCACAUACAUAACUGAUUCGGUCUUGACACACCCAUGGCUCCGAGCCAUCUGUUUGGAGGACGACCGUCCCAUCGGCUACAUCUUGAUCAUGGCGGUUGAUGACAUCAGGAAAGAGAUCGGUUAUGUGCUAGCUAGAAAGUAUUGGGGAAAAGGGUUCGCUACGGAGGCGGUGAGGCUAGUGACGGCGGAGAUAUUCAAGGAAAUGCCGGAGAUCGAGAGGCUUGAGGCACUAGUAGACGUGGACAAUAUGGGAUCUCAAAGGGUUCUUGAAAAAGUUGGUUUUACUAGAGAAGGUGUGAUGAGGAAUUUUAUAAUAAUGAAAGGAAGUGUUAGAGAUAUGGUCAUGUUUAGUUUCUUGCCUUCUGAUCCGUUGAAGUAAUUGAUCAACAAAAAUAUCAGUUCAGAUUAUCUAUAAUGUUGGACUUUUUCUAUGAUUCAUCUGUAAAACAUGAAAUAAAGUAAUAAACUCUGUUACUGUGA
Messenger RNA from Brassica napus (rape), 947 nucleotides. RefSeq lists its product as uncharacterized. The transcript has a single exon. The record is from RefSeq and is a predicted model, not a curated record. The coding region runs from base 292 to 846 and encodes 184 amino acids. Gene Ontology annotation, molecular function: acyltransferase activity, transferring groups other than amino-acyl groups. Lineage: Eukaryota; Viridiplantae; Streptophyta; Magnoliopsida; Brassicales; Brassicaceae.